CGGGGCGGCCAUCCGCCCGACCCCGACUCUGCGUGGUUACUAAGACUAUCAGCCCACGAAUCACAAGGAAGUCUCGACUCUAUGAAAUCCAAUGAUAUCGACUGUCGUUCAAACUCAUCAGAAGUAACACUGGCUUUGAAUUACUCUCCUAAUACUGCUAUGACCAAGGUCAAGGAUAUAAACCCAAAGCCGAAAGAUGCAGGCUUCGCCUCCAUGGAAACAGCAUUGAUGGACAUCGAGGUGGAUAUGAACACCAAGCACUGCGAUCGCCUACGGGCACACGUGAGGAACAUCGAAGAGGAGAACGAUACAUUGCGCAGGGAGAUUGCCGUUUUGCAGCACCUGCUGAGCAGAUGUCGUGAGCAAGUGGAACAUUCUACAUGAAGACUUUGGUCUCUUAUCUCUCUUUCUCUCUCCACUUGAAAGAAAACAACAUCUGGCCCAUCUUAUCGUGUCUGAUUUCGAUUGUUUCUCGCUUUACCAUUGGCGUUGGCGGCGGCGUUGGCUAUGAUUUGGUAUUAAUUAGCAUUUGUUUUCUUGCGAACGAUGUUACGCGCUACACAUU
This is a messenger RNA of Aspergillus alliaceus, 565 nucleotides long. RefSeq lists its product as uncharacterized. Bases 82 to 384 code for a protein of 100 amino acids. NCBI's taxonomy places the organism in Eukaryota, Fungi, Ascomycota, Eurotiomycetes, Eurotiales, Aspergillaceae. The record is from RefSeq and is a predicted model, not a curated record. The transcript is spliced from 3 exons.